AUGUCCGUCCAGUCCCAAGACGUUGCCGAAUACUACUUCAACGGUCACAGGGUUGCGGAAUGCAUUGAAGACUGGGCUGAAGACGUCACCACCGCGACCGAAGAGAUGGAAUUUGUUGAGCCCACGAAGCCUCAGGCAAAGGUGCCUCGCAUCGGAGAUCCUUCCAAAGAAAUUCAAAUUGAUAUUCUGUUGAAGCGACACAACGAAGCCCGAGAGAUCAUGGAACUAAUUGAGGAACAGCUCCUUAAGCUUGACUAUGAGAUUCGACAAGAGCCAAUCUCUGAGCCCUCUUCUUUUCGGCAUGGUGGCUCGAACCGUCAACAGGGUUCGCACCACGAGUACCUCACUGAAAGCUCUGAGGGACAGUGUGGAGUAUGGCAGGAUACCUGGACGUCUAUUUCUCUGGAUAGUGCUUCUGAGAGGAUAAGUGAGAAGAAGAAGAAGAAGAAGAAGAGAAGCAAGAAGCCCAAGACUGAGGAAGAGAAGAACCGUCACAUCAACAAGGUAUUCAUGCGAGAGAACGGACUUCUUCCAUGA
This is a messenger RNA of Fusarium redolens, 537 nucleotides long. RefSeq lists its product as uncharacterized. The record is from RefSeq and is a predicted model, not a curated record. The coding region runs from base 1 to 537 and encodes 178 amino acids. NCBI's taxonomy places the organism in Eukaryota, Fungi, Ascomycota, Sordariomycetes, Hypocreales, Nectriaceae. The transcript has a single exon.